This is a messenger RNA of Eruca vesicaria subsp. sativa (arugula), 1908 nucleotides long. The record is from the annotation of a GenBank genome assembly. Lineage: Eukaryota; Viridiplantae; Streptophyta; Magnoliopsida; Brassicales; Brassicaceae.
AUGGAAGAGAGAUCAAAAUGUUUGCAAAUAGAAGUAGAAGAGGAGGUCCCAACUUUACUGAGAAAAGCCACAACAGAAGAAACGGCUGGCUCUGACAGUCACAAAGAGAAUCGUCCUCCUCGUCCUCGCUACAUCAGUCGUUUUCAUCCUGCUCAUGCCUCCACCUCUAAUUUGAAUGGUCUAGAAGCUCAUCAAAGCUACAAUGUGGAUCUCAAAGAGACUACACCAGGGAUGACGAUCAAUCAUCAAAGGAAGACAUCACUUCCAGUGCCAACCUCACCAAGUGAUCUCAUGAUCGCUCAUCCUACAUCUUUAUCUUCCAAUAACAGCGGUGGGUCAGCUGGAAAAUCCGUUAAGUUCCUCUCUCAGCCCGUGACCAAAGUCCCAUCCCUCUACAUAGAAACGAGCAAAGAUAGUGAUGAUGAUAGUCUUCGCUAUGAUAAUCAUGAACAUCAUCAUCAGCAUCAGCAUCAACAUCAUCAUCAGCAACAUAACCAGAGCGGCCAACUUCAAAAUCAAAAGCAUGCGUCGCAUAAGCUUAAGGAUCAAAGGUACAACUCAUUCAAGACUUGGUCAGGGAAACUCGAGAGACAAUUCACAAGAAAACCUAAUUCUAUACCGGAGACACCACACCGGGCUAAGGAACAUUUAAAUACUAAUGAAGCCAUGCCUGUGGACCGAUACUUUGCUGCCUUAGAAGGUCCUGAACUGGAGACUCUCCGGUCUCAAGAAGAGAUUGUUCUACCCAGUGAACAAACAUGGCCAUUUCUUCUCCGCUUCCCAAUAUCCACCUUCGGUGUGUGUCUUGGAGUGGGCAGCCAAGCCAUGAUGUGGAAAACCCUAGCCACUGCGAAGCCAACAAGGUUCCUACACGUAUCCCUCUGGGUACACCGGAGUCUUUGGUUCAUCACGGUCGCAUUAGUUCUCAUCAUUGCCACUAUUUACCUCCUCAAAAUCAUCCUCUACUUCGAAGCCGUACGCCGAGAAUACUACCAUCCCAUCAGAAUCAACUUCUUCUUCGCGCCUUUCAUUUCAUUACUCUUCUUAGCCCUAGCGGUCCCACCUUUCAUAGUUAAAGACUUGCCACAGUUCGUUUGGUACGUUCUCAUGUUUCCUUUCAUCUGUCUCGAGCUCAAGAUUUACGGACAAUGGAUGUCGGGUGGUCAACGCAGGCUCUCCCGAGUGGCCAACCCGACCAACCAUCUCGCAAUCGUUGGGAACUUUGUAGGGGCGUUGCUUGGUGCAAGAAUGGGCCUUAGGGAAGGACCAAUAUUUUUCUUCACAGUUGGGAUGGCUCAUUACUUGGUCCUGUUUGUGACAUUGUACCAAAGACUACCGACCAAUGAGACUUUGCCUAAAGAUCUUCACCCUGUGUUCUUCCUUUUUGUUGCCGCUCCAAGUGUUGCUUCCAUGGCUUGGGCUACGAUCACUGGCUCCUUCGCUUAUGGCUCCAAAGUCUGUUACUUCACUGCCAUGUUCCUCUAUAUCUCCUUGGCUGUUCGGAUUAAUUUCUUUCGUGGAAUCAAAUUUUCAUUGUCUUGGUGGGCAUAUACAUUUCCAAUGACCGGGGCUGCAAUUGCAACCAUCAGCUAUGCAGCAGUAGUGAGGAACGCUAUGACUAAAUUCCUGUGUGUGAUCCUUUGUGCCAUUGCGACACUAGUCGUUUUCGCACUGCUCGUGACCACCAUCAUCCAUGUCUUUGUCCUUGGCGAUCUUUUUCCUAAUGACAACGCCAUAGCCAUCAGCAACCGCCCAAGAUCCAAACAGACUAACCACCGGUGGCUCGAGCAGUUUAGAGACCUUAGCUCAGAGACCAUCGAAAACUACUUGAAAUUCGCAGACUCUGACAGUAAUAUUGAUCUAGAAGCUGCCAUUGACAAAAUUCAAGAGAAUAAUUCGGCACAAUAA